Messenger RNA from Thrips palmi, 2284 nucleotides. RefSeq lists its product as uncharacterized. Gene Ontology annotation, molecular function: RNA binding; tRNA (guanine) methyltransferase activity. The record is from RefSeq and is a predicted model, not a curated record. Bases 28 to 2226 code for a protein of 732 amino acids. The transcript is spliced from 10 exons. Gene Ontology annotation, biological process: tRNA methylation. Lineage: Eukaryota; Metazoa; Arthropoda; Insecta; Thysanoptera; Thripidae.
CCAUUUCUUCUAACUUUCUCGACGUAAAUGCGUUUGAGAGCACAACGGUUAUGCUGGCAUACUCUGCCAUAUCGCUAUUCACAUUCGAGUUGCGAAGCAAAACCGAACCGGUUGCCGGUGUUGCCGGCUGCGUUCGGAUGUGACUCCUGGAACUCGACAUCGAGUACCAGACCACCCACCAGACCGCCGUCCUGCUUCGUUGUAACUCCGAGGCGCAACCUGUGGACUUCUGUGGCUGUCAUGGAAAGCGAACAAACAGAAAAUGUUGAACAGGUGGAACAGGGUGCACGGCCCGACCGUGCCGAUGCCGAUCGGAACAAGUCCAGAGCUGUGGAGGAACUCCUCAAAAUUCGCACCGAAUCCGAAAUCACAAUCGAAGCCACCGUCGACACCGGCUUUGAAUUCAUGGCCAUUGAAGAGUGUCGGGAUAAAUUUGGACAAGAUUUCCACGUCUUGAAAGAGCGUGGGAGUAUCAUGUUCAAUAUUGCUAAGGAAAAGUUUCCUGAGGUGAUGAAGUUGAGAUCUGUGGACAAUCUGUAUCAAGUGCUUAGCUUUGACCCUAAAAUGGAUUUGAAAGGGACCAACUCUGCUGAGGAUGUUGCGAUUGCCAAGAAGCAGGCUCAUACUCCUGAUUGGGACAAGUGGUUGAAUGUAUGGAAAGAACUGUCUGGUUUUGAGGGGAUCGUGAAGCCUACACCCGAACAGUAUGCUGCUGCCAAUGAAAGAGCCACAAAAGAUAAGGAAGCUGAGAAGAUUCGUACAGCAGAAAGACAAAAGAAAUAUAAAGAACGUCAAGAACGCAAUGCUGAAAAGCGAGCCAAGCGCAAGGCUAAGGCAGACCUUUUGAGAGCUCAAAGGGAUGCAGCUCGUAAGGCUGCUGCUGUCGAGAACAAGGAUGAAGGUGCGAAUGAAACAUCAAAGGCUGUUGACACUGCCAGUGAUGCCGCUGCUGAUGAGAAUAUUGUAGAGGAAAAAACUGAUGAGCCUGUGGGUACCGAUAACAUAGAAUCUGAGUUAGAAAAGGUGUCCAUGGCAUCUUCAGAUACUCAAAGGGAGACAGAGGAAACAACUCUGGAGGAUUCUGCUUCAGGAGUGACAACUGAAGUUGAAGGAACUGCUGAUGGGGCUGAUUCGGAAGAUGAAAUACAGUCGCUACCAGAUUAUGAGAGGGAAAUUGAGAGGGAGAUUGAUGCGGAUGUUCCUUCAAGUGAGAGAGUUCUACGGUUCAGAGCUACGUGUUUCCGUGUAGGCAAACACUCAUUUGGUUCUAUGGAAGUGGCUCGUGAGUUUGGUGGAGAGCUCCAAGAUAAAUUUAAUUGGGUGGUAGAUCUUGUUAAUUUCAAUGCAGAGAUUGUUUUGUUCCUCUUUAAGGACUCUGCUCAAGUUAGUAUAGCACUUACUAAACGAUCCCUCCAUCGUCGAAAUAUUUCAUUCUUUGGUCCAACCACUCUUCGCUCAACAGUUUGUCACAAUCUUCUACGCUUGGCUGAUAUUCAGCAAGGUGACAUUGUGUUGGAUCCUCUAGCUGGUGGAGGUUCUAUUCCCAUUGAGGGUGCUAUGAGUUUUCCUGGGACAUUCCACAUUGGUGGUGAUAUCCAUCCCAAAGCUUGCUCCCGAUUUUAUUCAAAUGUGCGUUGUCUGCAAGAGGAGGAAGGCAGAGAACUUCCCAUUGGUACUGUUCGCUGGGAUUCUCGACGAUUGCCACUCAAUGAAGGGAGUGUUGAUGUUAUAGUCACAGAUUUGCCCUUUGGAGUUCGCUUAGGUAGUAAAACUUCAAAUCGCAAUUUGUAUCAGCGUGUCUUACUUGAAAUGGCAAGGGUUGCCCGUCCUGGCAAAGGUCGGGCGAUUCUCCUCACCCAGGAUCGCAAGAGUUUUUCUAUGGCAUUGGUUAACACCAUGGGCUUGUGGUGGCAAAGCAAAGUGAUGUCAGCUAACAUUGGUGGACUGGAUGCAGCUGUAUUUACACUUCGUCGCACAGCCAAAAUUAGACCUGAUGAGGCUGAACUGGCAGCAGCUGCAGCCCAAGCCAAGGAACGUGGAAGCUGGCGUGAAGGGCCCUACACUGGCGGUCAUGGUCAUAGAGGGCGCGGUGGCCAGAGGGGCCGUGGCAGGGGCGGUGGCAGGGGCCGUCCCUACCCUCGCGGCAACAGGCAGUCCAACAACAGUGGCAACUGGAGGGAUGCUGGCAAGAAUGAUGGGGCUCCCAACCCAACUGCUGCUAUUUAGGCAGCAGGCAGCCCCAGCCCAGGUGACAUCCCCGGUUGUAAUACAGUUCAGUGCUCCU